Molecule: messenger RNA, 387 nt
Organism: Protopolystoma xenopodis
Lineage: Eukaryota; Metazoa; Platyhelminthes; Monogenea; Polystomatidea; Polystomatidae
Source: the annotation of a GenBank genome assembly
AUGACCCUCCCUGCGCGUGUCAAAUGGCCUGAAAGCGAUUCGUUGUCGGCUCAUCUCGCCCCUUCAGCCACAGCAACUGGUCUUCGAAUCACGCCUUCCCUCCGAGAGGGAGGAAGCCGUGACGCCGCCUAUCGUCAGUCGGCAAAAUGGCGACGACUGCCGCCGGCAUGCGACGGCAUCGAAACUGAAUCAUGCAGGCGGCCAUCUUGCCUUGACGCUUUGGUGCCAUCGUCUCAGCCGCUCUUGGUUCGCCGCUCGGCUCGGCUCGGCUCGGCGACCUCGACUCCACUUUCGCUGUUGCGCGGCCCGCCCGACACUGCCGACCGGUUGCACCCGGCCUCCGCACCGAUUGCGUGGGCGUAUGCGUCUGAGCGACGCGAGUGGGCG